AUGACAAUGGGAAGAUCCAAAACGAGAAAGUCUGACUUGCCUCUGAAGUCGAAGCUCAAGAAGGAUCCUGGAAUCCCAAAGCUGCCGGAUCUAAAGGCAAAGGUACGGAAUGCACAGAAGAAACCCAUGGCACCUCCAGACAGGCGCAUGGAUCCGGAUGCGCCAAUGGCCUCCGAACCUACUCUGUCGACGCUUGCGAUGAUGGCUGAGGCCUCAUCUUCCGCCAUGCAACUCACCGACGCCUCGUCUUCGACAUCUGGCCGCGGUUAUGGGUUCAACAUCUCUGGGAAGACGAAGGAGCAGAUGCGGAAGUACUACUUGCGGACGCUGCAUAAGGUUGUGGACGAGAGUGAUAUCGUUAUUCUGGUUUUGGACGCCAGAGAUCCGGAGGGCUGUAGGAGUCGCCUGGUGGAGGAAGAAGUGCGGCGGCGAGAGGCAGAGGGCAAGAAGCUUGUCUUUGUCCUAAAUAAGAUCGACCUGAUACCGCGUUCAAACGCUCAAGCAUGGCUGAAGUACCUCCGACAUUCUACCCCAACUUUGCCAUUCCUUUCCUCCGCCUCAUCACAACACCAAAGAACGAACAUCUCUUCCUCAACUGCCCCUGCUCUUCUCAAACUCCUCAAAGCGUACAAACCGAAAGCUGGAAGCGUAACAGUCGGCGUAGUCGGAUAUCCCAAUGUUGGCAAGAGUAGUCUGAUCAACAGUCUCAAGAGAAGUAAGGUCUGCGCCGUCGCUGCUCAACCAGGCCACACGAAGGAUCUUCAAUCAGUGCAACUAGAACGAGGAAUGCGUAUAAUUGAUUCGCCGGGAGUAGUCUUCGACGACGAUGACUUUGAUGACGGGAAGGGGUCGAAGAAGGGAAGCGUGCUACUACGGAAUGUUGUGAAGGUCGAAGAUGUGGAGGAUCCGAUAGCAGUCGUCGAGGAGAUCCUUUCCAGAACGCCGCGUCCGACCUUGCAGAAAAUCUACAACCUUCCCGAAUUCACGUCGACUUUGGAGUUCUUGACGAUGCUAGCGUUGAGCAACGGCCGGCUUCUGAAGGGUGGUACACCAGACCUGAACGCAGCUGCUCGUCAAAUUCUCACAGACUGGAACCAACAAAAAAUCCCUUACUCUCCAUACCUCCAACUAUUCACCCUUCUCUUAUCCCAUCUGUUGUCUCUUCGACGCGGAACGCCGAGGAAGGGCCCACAAUCGCGCCUGGAGCUGAGAACGUCGGUCAGGCACAGAUAUUGA
Cyclocybe aegerita is the source of this 1236-nucleotide messenger RNA. NCBI's taxonomy places the organism in Eukaryota, Fungi, Basidiomycota, Agaricomycetes, Agaricales, Hemipholiotaceae. The record is from the annotation of a GenBank genome assembly.